This is a messenger RNA of Eimeria acervulina, 258 nucleotides long. RefSeq lists its product as hypothetical. NCBI's taxonomy places the organism in Eukaryota, Apicomplexa, Conoidasida, Eucoccidiorida, Eimeriidae. The record is from RefSeq and is a predicted model, not a curated record. Bases 1 to 258 code for a protein of 85 amino acids. The transcript has a single exon. Gene Ontology annotation, molecular function: ice binding.
AUGCCAGCAGCAACAGCAGCAGCACGACCAACAGCAGCAGCAGCAGCACGACCAACAGCAGCACCAGCAGCACCAACAGCAACAGCAGCAGCAGCACCACCACCAACAGCAGCAGCAGCAGCAACAGCAGCAGCACCAGCGCCACCAACAGCAGCAGCAGCAGCAACAGCAGCAGCAGCAACAGAAGCAACAGCAACAGCAGCAGCAACAGCAGCAGCAGCAACAGCAGCAGCAACAGCAGCAGCAGCAAAUGACUAA